AUGGCCAACACCCAAACAUUGAGGGAACUGGCUGCUCCGGAGCUGACUCACCAGCCCUUAUGCAUCACAUUCCCCGCUUUGGCUGAGAAUACUGCUUUUGAACUGAAGUCGGGAUUGAUUCAACUCUUACCCUCUUUCCAUGGUCUCUCUGGCGAAGAACCCCACAAGCACGUAAAGGAGUUCGAGGUGGUCUGCUCUAGUAUGAAACCUCUUGGGAUCACUGAAGAGCAAAUUAGACUGAGAACCUUCCCGUUCUCUCUCAAAGAUGCAGCUAAAGAUUGGCUGUACUACCUACCAGCAGGUAGUAUUACCACGUGGGCGCAGCUGAAAAAGAAAUUCUUGGAAAAAUUCUUCCCUGCAUCCCGGGCUGCGAGUUUGAGGAAGGAGAUCUGCGGCAUUAAACAAUACCCCGGUGAGUCCUUGUACGAAUACUGGGAAAGGUUUAACAAGUUGUGCACUAGAUGCCCGCAGCAUCAAAUUAGUGAGCAACUGUUAAUCCAAUACUUCUACGAAGGGCUCCAAUCAACCGAUAGGAGUAUCAUCGACGCUGCAAGUGUGGGAGCACUGGCAAACAAGACACCAAGGGAAGCGUGGGAGCUCAUCGAAGCCAUGGCAGAGAACUCCCAGCAAUUUGGCUCCCGUGAGAGCAACCCUCCCCGUAGAGUCAACGAGGUAGAGACUUCAUCCUUACAGCAGCAACUGUCAGAAUUGACGUCAGUUGUUAGGCAAUUAGCCAUGAGAGACGCACCCCGAGCGAAGGUGUGUGGAAUAUGCACUAGCAUGGACCAUUGCACAGACUCGUGCCCCAUUUUGCAAGAGGACGGGGCGGAACAGGUAAACAUGGCCGGAGGCGUGCCCGCGCCCCGCAGGCAGUACGACCCAUACUCCAAUACGUACAAUCCGGGCUGGAGGGACCAUCCCAAUCUCAGUUAUGGGAAUAGGCAACAAAAUGCACUUACAAAUCGUCCACCAGGAUUCCACCAGCCAUGGCAACCAAAAUCGCAACCCUCGUCCUCCAACCCAGGAAGUUCUCUAGAGGAUCUAGUCAAAAACCUGGCCACGACUACUACCAACCUGGCUACUACUACCGCUCAACUCCAGCAAGAAACUAGAACCUUAGCCAUGAGCACCACUCAGUUCCAACAGGAUACAAAAGCAGGCAUGAAGGAUAUGGAGGCUCGAAUAAGCCAAAUGGCAACUGCCAUCAAUCGCUUGGAGUCCCACUCUUAUGGAAAGUUGCCGUCGCAACCCGAGGUAAAUCCCAGGAAUGUAAGUGCCAUGACGCUGAGGAGCGGCAAGGAAUUGGAAGGGCUGGAGAAGAAAAAAAAAGUAGAGAAGGAAAAAGAGCUUUUGGAGGUGUUCAAAAAAGUGGAGAUCAACAUCCCCUUGUUGGAGGCAAUUAAACAGGUACCGAAGUACGCGAAAUUUCUCAAGGAUCUAUGUACCCAUAAGAGGAAACUGAGAGGGGACGAAAGAGUAGCGGUGGGAGAAAAUGUGUCAGCAAUGCUCCAAAGGAAGCUUCCACCCAAGUGUGGAGAUCCAGGUAUGUUCACGAUCCCCUGUAAGAUAGGGAAUACACCGAUUAGGAAAGCAAUGUUAGAUUUAGGGGCGUCAAUCAAUGUGAUGCCCAAGACUAUUUUUGCUUCUCUAAAUCUUGGGCCACUUAAAGAAACAGCCAUCAUAAUCCAACUAGCUGAUCGUACAAAUGCAUAUCCAGAGGGGCUAGUUGAGGAUGUCUUGGUACAGGUAAAUGAAUUGGUUUUUCCUGCAGAUUUUUAUAUCUUGGACAUGGGAGAUGAGAAAUCAUUAAGCCCAUCACCUAUCUUGUUAGGUAGACCAUUUCUUAGCACUGCCAGGACUAAGAUAGAUGUGAAUGAGGGUACUUUGUCAAUGGAAUUUGAUGGUGAAACUGUGAAUUUCAAUAUUUUUGAGGCGAUGAAGUACCCAGAAGAAUCUAACUCGGUCUUUGCUUUGAGUGUUAUUGAGCCUUUCGUGCAGGAAAUUUUCGAAUUAGAUGGCGAAGACGCUUUGGAAGUGGCUCUAGCCAAGCACUUGGAGUUGGGUGUAACUCAUGAUGUGGACCUAAGGGGAGAUUUGCUCCAUGCAGUGGAAGCCUUACACUCACUUCCACCCGUAUCCCCAAGACUGCUUCCUUCAGUUGUGCAGGCACCAGAUUUAGAAUUAAAGCCUCUGCCAAAGCAUCUUAAGUACGCAUUCCUAGGAGACCGGGAGACACUGCCGGUAAUCAUCUCUGCGCACCUGUCUCCAAGUCAAGAGGAUGGUUUUUCAGGUUACUUUCAGAUCGCGAUCGCACCAGAAGACCAGGAGAAGACCACCUUCACAUGCCCAUUUGGCACGUUUGCCUACCGCCGGAUGCCUUUCGGACUCUGCAAUGCUCCAGCGACCUUUCAAAGGUGCAUGGUAAGUAUUUUCUCCGAGUAUGUAGAGAAAAUAAUUGAGAUAUUCAUGGAUGAUUUCAGUGUGUACGGGGACAGUUUUGAUGAAUGCUUGGAAAAUCUGGCUUUAAUUCUGAACUCUGACCAUGCAGCCUUGAGGUACCUGUUGGCGAAAAAGGAUGCCAAACCGCGGCUUGCGUGUGGUGGGCAUUUUGGUCCAAAGCGGACGGCUCGUAAAGUGUUAGAAAGUGGUUUUUAUUGGCCUACUCUGUUUAAGGAUGCAUAUCUGUUUUGCAAAUCUUGUGAUAAGUGUCAAAGGGUGGGGAAUAUCUCUCGAAGAGACCAAAUGAGUCAAACCCCCAUAUUAUUUGUUGAGAUUUUUGAUGUCUGGGGUAUAGAUUUCAUGGGUCCCUUCCCCUCGUCCUUUGGUUUCUUGUACAUUAUACUUGCUGUUGACUAUGUUUCCAAAUGGGUAGAGGCAAAAGCUACCCGGACUAAUGAUUCUAAAGUAGUUGCAGAUUUUGUAAGAUCUAACAUUUUUGUCCGUUUUGGAAUGCCGAGAGCCAUAGUGAGUGACAGGGGCACCCACUUUUGCAAUAAAACGAUCACCGCCUUGUUUCGUAAGUAUGGUGUGCUCCACAAAGUGUCCACUCCCUACCAUCCCCAAACGAAUGGUCAAGCCGAAGUAUCGAAUAGGGAGGUUAAGUCGAUUCUGGAGAAGAUGGUGAGGCCUGAUCGAAAGGAUUGGAGUGUGAAAUUGGAAGAUGCUCUCUAG
Molecule: messenger RNA, 3171 nt
Organism: Coffea eugenioides
Lineage: Eukaryota; Viridiplantae; Streptophyta; Magnoliopsida; Gentianales; Rubiaceae
Exons: 6
Coding region: 1-3171 (1056 amino acids)
Biological process (GO): DNA integration
Molecular function (GO): nucleic acid binding
Source: RefSeq, a predicted model, not a curated record